AACCUUGAACUUCCUUUUUGGGUAGCAAAGAAGCUCAAGACCAGAAGCAGACACCUGUUAAGAAAGAAAGAGUUCAAGCAGUAAUGUCAAAAAUAAAGCAGAGUCCUAAGAAGGUCAACUUGGUUGCUGCUUUGGUUCGUGGUAUGCUGGUUAAAGAUGCAUUGCUGCAAUUGCAAGUGACAGUAAAGCGAGCUUCAAGAACUGUAUAUCAGGGUAUUACUCAAGCCCAAGGAAAUGCCGUAAAUAAUCAUGGAUUGGAUGCAGAGCGCCUCAUUGUUGCCGAAGCGUUUGUUGGAAAAGGAUUAUUCCGGAAGAAAGUUUCUUACCAUUCCAAAGGAAGAGCCGGCAUCAAAGUCAAACCGGAAUGCAGGCUAACAGUUGUAGUAAGAGAAAUAACCGCUGAAGAAGAGGCGAAGAUUGCGAGGUUGAAGGUUCACAAUUUCCGCAAGCUCACGAAGCGUGAGAAACGGCUUGUGCCGCAUCAGCUUAUUGUGUCCAAUCCUGUUUGGGGCCGCAAAAACAAAUCUAGCGAUCGAAACUCGAGUGCCACUGCUGCAUGAGCUUCUUAAAUAUUUCAGAGUUUCAAAAUAGUUGUUUAAUGGUUGUGGCAUAUUCUUGUUAUCCAUCUUCAUGUGAUAGAAAUAGUUGUUAAGAAAUAUCCUGGCUAGUUUCACAUCGAGAGUAACUCCAAAUGUUAGGAUAUGUAUGGAGAAAUUUGUGUACCCCUUAAUUCUAAGGUGGUUACUCCAAUGAAGACAUUGUGAACUGUUAGAUAGUUUAAAGAAUAGGUGUCUUCAAAUGAACUCGCCUGAUAGAACAGAAUCAUAUAAUAAGCAAGGUUCUUUAUCAAAUA
Molecule: messenger RNA, 853 nt
Organism: Arachis ipaensis
Lineage: Eukaryota; Viridiplantae; Streptophyta; Magnoliopsida; Fabales; Fabaceae
Source: RefSeq, a predicted model, not a curated record